Scomber scombrus (Atlantic mackerel) is the source of this 2092-nucleotide messenger RNA. RefSeq names its product SAM and SH3 domain containing 3 (gene sash3). Lineage: Eukaryota; Metazoa; Chordata; Actinopteri; Scombriformes; Scombridae. The record is from RefSeq and is a predicted model, not a curated record. The transcript has 8 exons. Bases 131 to 1321 code for a protein of 396 amino acids. Gene Ontology annotation, molecular function: protein binding.
CAAUUGGGGAAACUUCAAUCUGAGAGCAGUAACAGCGGAGGGACAGAAACCUUCACCGAUCAGAAGUGGCUCUCUUUCUCUUGGAUUUUUGUUCAGAGAGACUUCAGGACCACUGAAGAAGAGGAAAAAGAUGUUGAGGCGUAGGCCUUCAAAUGCCUCGGAGAAGGAGCAGGUGCAGAAGAAGAAGCUCACGCUGCAGAGGUCCAGCAGCUUCAAGGAUUUCAUGAAGCCCAAACCCACCUCUCCUGUCGUGUCAGAUAAAGAGUUUCACCUGGAAGAGACUGUGGCAGACGGUGUAACAGCAGAGGAAGCAGCAAAAAGUGGCAGCAAACUGGGCAAGAAAUGGCGUAACGUCAUCUCACGUACCAUGACCCGCAAAACAUCCAAGAUGGUACAGAAGGCUCUGGCUGAAGAAGGGGGGGAGAGUGGUGAGGAGUUGUCUCCUGUCUCCUCUGACUGGCUCCCGGACCUGAGUGCAGGACAGAGGACGUCUGUGUGCUCCACGGGGUCCGGGGACACCAUGCCCAGCCCCGUCACCCGCCAGCUCUCCGGCAGCAGUGACAGACAAAGCUUGGACAGUGGAUACAGUCAGAGGGACAGCAUGAGACUGGAGGAGAAUGGAGUUUCUUACAACGGACCCUUCUGUGGCCGUGCUGUGGUCCACACUGACUUCACUCCUAGCCCUUAUGAUGUGGAGUCACUGAAACUCCAAAAAGGUGACAUCAUCCACAUCAUCGAGAAGCCUCCUGUGGGGACAUGGACAGGGAAGCUCAACAACAAGAUGGGCUCCUUUAAGUUCAUCUACGUCAACCUCCUGCCUGACGAGAGCCCCCCAUCCAGGCGGAAACGUGGCAGCAAGGUCCGCAGAUCCAAUUUCAAACCCAAAAGUCUGGAGGAGGUGCUGGACAGCAUCCGUCUGACGGAGCUCAGUUCUUUGCUGUCCAUGCAUGGUUUCCAGACCCUGGAGGACUUUGCAGGGCUGAAGGAGUCUCACCUCAACGAGCUGAACAUCACCGACCAAGAGCAGCGCUCAAAGAUCCUGAAUGCCACUGAACUGCUCAGGGACUCUGAAGAUGAGUCUGAGCCAGAGGAGGAGGACAGAUCUGUGGAGGACGCCAAGGAGCCAAGAGAUUCAGGCUGUUUUGAGAGCUCAGAGAACCUGGAGAAUGGACGUGAGGAGCCAAAGAUAGUUGAGGAGGAGACAAACAAAGAGUCCAGUGAACAAGAGGAAGCGUCAGAGCAGCAGCAGGAGAAGCAAACAGAGCAGCUGGACGCUGUGCAGGAACAGCUGGAGGAGCUGACAGUGGACGAAGGGUCUUGAGAAGUCAAACUAUUUUUUUUAUUCUUGGGUCUCCGGGAAUCUGUGGAUAGAAACUUAAUGCUGAAAACAAACAUUUCUGCGUUGUAAGAAAGCAGACCGGUGUCAAGAGAGCAGUAUGAGGCUGAAAUAUGAACACAGUAGUUUCCGUUUUCCUCGGUUUGCUUGAACUGUAAAGCAAGCAGUACAAUUCUCCUCCAUAUGUCUCAGCUUGUUGUUUUAAUUAUGAAGUUUGUUGUUGUGUGUUCAUGGAAGAUAGCUGAAAUAAACUCAAAGAAGUGUAUGAUGGUAACAAAGAAGCAUUCAAGUUUGUUAGUGUUUUAGUUUUGUUUUUACGUACCUGGUCAAGUUUUUCCGUGUUGUGCUGUCCUAAACCAAAUAUGAAUGUAAAGUACUUUGAGAUAUUUUACGUUUUCCUCAGUUUGCUUGAACUGUGAAGCAAGCAGCACAAUUCUCCUCCAUAUGUCUCAGCUUGUUGUUUUAAUUAUGAAGUUUGUUGUUGUGUGUUGUUGACAUCAUGGAAGAUAGCUGAAAUAAACUCAAAGAAGUUUAUGAUGGUAACAAUGAAGCAUUCAAGUUUGUUAGUGUUUUUGGUUUUUCCGUGUUGUGCUGUCCUGAACCAAAUAUGAAUGUAAAGUGCUUUGAGAUAUUUGUAUGUGACUUGAACUAAACCAGUUAUUUUUCAUGUAUUUGAGGUACAUUAUAAAGGUUCUGGUACAUAUCAAUCAUGUUUCUGUAAAUAAAUCAAAAUAUAAGUGAAAUAAAACAUAAUCG